CCUCUGAACGAAGUAAAACAAAAUAAAAAUGAAUGACAUUUACAUAACCUCACAUAACCUGAAGGCUGAAUUUUCUAUAAAAAUAGUUAUAAAAUGUGUAAAUAAAAAAGAUAGCCUAACAAAUAAUGAUUCACAAAUGGUGGCACAGAUUCGUUCGUAAAAGAACAAAACCUAUCCCAGAAGAUACAGCUGUUUUAUGGAAACGGCGACUAAGCAUAGCUUAUGGUUUAUUUGCCUGGAAUGCAUUUGGCUUAGUAAUUUAUAGCGUAUAUCAAGGGAAGGCCGACUGGGCUCAUUAUCAUGGUAUUAAGACAGACGAAGAACACUCGGUGCCUCCAGGAAAAGCAUGGGCAAAUGUCUUAGGUAUUAAGAACGCUAAGGUUAUCAGAAUGUCUGGCUUGUCAAAAGUAGAUGAAUAUGAAAUAGUAGAUGGAGAAAUUAAAAGUAAAGAAGAGCCAACUAUCAAAUCUAACAAGCUCCUUGAGGAUUAGAACAUAGAUAAAUAUUUUAAUGAAUACCCAUGAUAUAAAUAGGUGAUUGUUGUAAAAAAUAAAUAAGUUAACUUGA
Manduca sexta (tobacco hornworm) is the source of this 567-nucleotide messenger RNA. RefSeq lists its product as uncharacterized. Bases 126 to 491 code for a protein of 121 amino acids. The record is from RefSeq and is a predicted model, not a curated record. The transcript is spliced from 3 exons. Lineage: Eukaryota; Metazoa; Arthropoda; Insecta; Lepidoptera; Sphingidae.